Stomoxys calcitrans (stable fly) is the source of this 1660-nucleotide messenger RNA. Its product is annotated as zinc finger protein 471. Gene Ontology annotation, molecular function: zinc ion binding. NCBI's taxonomy places the organism in Eukaryota, Metazoa, Arthropoda, Insecta, Diptera, Muscidae. The record is from RefSeq and is a predicted model, not a curated record. Gene Ontology annotation, cellular component: nucleus. The transcript has 5 exons. Bases 61 to 1572 code for a protein of 503 amino acids.
CUUUGUUUUUCUAUUUUGUAUUUUGUUACACCGCCAGUGAGUUAAAAAAUCUCUGGAAACAUGGAUUUGGAGGAUCAAUUUAAACCAUUAUGCCGCAUAUGCAUGCAUCCGUUUCCAAUAAUAAACUGGGAUGAAGAGUUGUACGAUCUUAGCGGAACUUCGUAUAAGAACUGCUUCUACAAAUACACAAAUCUAGAGAAAAUAGAUAUGGACCCUUUCCCACAACUUUUAUGUGGAGUGUGUGCUGCAGAUCUGCAAAGUUUUCAUUUUAUGAUUGAGAAGGCCAUUGAGAGUCACAAAAUGUUUGAAAAGCAGUGGGAAUUUUAUGUUGACAACAAUUUGGAACACAACUACCAAACUGAAGUGUAUCUAGAAAAUGACCCAAAUUCAACGUUGAUAGAACAUCCUGAUGACCAGGUGGUGGAAAAUGUGGAAAUUAGCGAAAACAUUAAGGCAACACCUCCACCACAAACUCAAACAAUUUUUGUUGUUAAAAAAGAGCCUCAGAAAAGUGUAGUAAAAAUUCAAUCGCAACCCGAAAAAUAUAGCAUUAAUGGCUUAUUAGAAAUGGAGAUAGAUAUAGACGAUAAAGAGUUUGAACAUUUGGCAGAAACUGUACUGAACCGCGAACAAUUACUGUCACUCGAAGAAGCUCUUAUUAAAGAAACUAAAUUCAUCGAAAUGGAAUUUCAAUUCGAUGGUAGAAGGAAGAAAAAUCAAAAUAAUUUUGAAAAUAGUAAAACUCUUGAACUGGAAGAACUUGAAAAUGAUGCUGAUGAUACCGCGUCACUACAUUCACAUAGAUUUGGAACAAAAUCCGAUGAUGAAAAUACUCAUCACCUCGAAUCAGUUGGUGAUGCCACAAAUGACAAACAGGAGAAAAGACCAAGGAAGAAAAGAAAAUAUCCUCCACCAGCCAUGUGUUCUUAUUGUUCAAAAUUAAUUUAUAAACCGUCUCAUAUAAAACAUCAUGAAGCUAUACACCAUGCAGACCGAGCCAGAGACAAAGUUUGCAAUGUUUGUGGCUUUAAAACGUUCACGUUACACAGCCUAAAGAACCACAUGAGGACACACGACCGCAAUCGAGAAAAGACAUUCAAAUGCGAAUUUUGUGAUAAGGCGUUUUUCAAUCGUGGCGCCUGCAAUGUUCAUAGAAGACUUCAUCUGGGCUUAAUGAUAAAAUGUACUCUAUGUCCAAAGGAAUAUUCCCGGCAAAUAGAUUUGGAUAAGCAUAUGGUAUCCCAUUCACACACAGCUCUGCAUUCAGGCGAAUCUAAGUUUAAGAAGAAAAAAGUGCAGUGUAAAAUAUGCAAUAAAAUAAUGAAUAGUAACUGCUUUGCCGCACACCGAGCUGCCCAUUUGAAUGAGCCCAUGAUGAAAUGUAUUCUAUGCCAAAAGGACUACUUUAAUCGAACUAGCUGCAUGAAACACAUGCGAACUAUUCACAAAAGGACCGAUAAAUGUGAAGACAUAAUAUACUAUUAUGUAAAGUAUAAACCACGUCUGACAAGUCUGUUGCGGGAGCAACAGGAAUUGGCAACUCCUGUAGCUGUGUCAGAAAGUAAUUACUAAUAAUUACUGCCAAAUAGCGGAUUUCUCUCUGGGAUUUUCUUUAGGUACAUAUUAAGGAACACAUUUCAUUAAAUUUACAUCCGAAUCA